AUGGAAGAACAGAUGGCUUCUCUCAAUUUGUCAAAUGAAGAUGAUGAGCUGAUCCUCGAUGAUGAGAUUACUGCAGACUCGACAGUCUCCGUAGAUCUGUGCUUGGUAGGAAGAUUCCUUACGGAUCAACCAAUCAAUUUCAAUCUCAUGCGAAGCCGACUGGCGAGUAUCUGGCGACCGGGAAAAGGCGUUUUUAUGAAAGAUAUUGGCCAAGGCAGAUUUAUCUUUCAGUUUUUUCAUGAGCUUGAUCUGAAGCGUGUCUACGAGGGAGGCCCGUGGGCGUUUGGAAACUUUCCCUUGAUCCUGCAUCGCUUAAAGAAAGGAGAAUUUCCUCUAUCAGUUCCGUUGGACUUACUCCCUUUUUGGGUCCAAAUCCAUGACCUACCUGCCGGUUUCUUGACAGAAGGUGUUGGAAAACUUCUGGGGAACUUCAUUGGGUCAUUUAUGGAAUACGAUAAUACUAAUUCCUCCGGAGUGUGGCGGCAGUAUAUGCGAAUUCGGGUUGGUAUUCGAGUCAACGACCCACUUAAACGGUUCAAGAAACUCAAACAGAAAGAUGGUACGCCGUUCACUGUUCGUUUCAAAUAUGAACGAUUAAAUGUGUUUUGCUUUCUCUGUGGAAAACUUGGUCAUUCGGAAAGCUACUGUGAACUUUUGUUCAAUGAGAAAACGAAGGAUAUGAAGCGUGAAUGGGGUGUGGAUCUCAAAGCGGCCGAUCGGCGGAGCCCUAAUCUUGCCGGAGACAAAUGGCUAAGAGUUGAAGAUGGAGGAAACCCUAGCAAGGAGGCGGCGGCUGCUAGGGUUGACAUUGAGUCGCACAUUCCUGAUCCGAAAAGGAAACUCCAUGAAAAUCGGGAUAUCAAUAUUCCCGUAACUGAUGCCUACAAUUAUGGAAAUCAAAUCAUACCAAAUCCGCAUAGAUUGGCACUACAGAAUAUCACUUCCGAGACUAAUGGACGUGAAGCAAUGCAGACUGAUGCCACGUCACUCGUUCUUUAUGAUGAUCGAAAGAGACGACGUGGCGGCCCCUUAGUUAAUCACACAACUUCCUCAUCGGCGAAUUUUCCUACAGAGUUUUCUGGGGAUGUUAAUGAUGAAUUCUCUUCUCAAACGGCAGGCUCCGGGCUCGGGGCCGGCCGAGCCCAAUGA
Molecule: messenger RNA, 1149 nt
Organism: Salvia miltiorrhiza (redroot sage)
Lineage: Eukaryota; Viridiplantae; Streptophyta; Magnoliopsida; Lamiales; Lamiaceae
Exons: 1
Coding region: 1-1149 (382 amino acids)
Source: RefSeq, a predicted model, not a curated record